Messenger RNA from Sphaeroforma arctica JP610, 829 nucleotides. Its product is annotated as dimethyladenosine transferase. The transcript is spliced from 5 exons. Lineage: Eukaryota; Ichthyosporea; Ichthyophonida. Gene Ontology annotation, biological process: rRNA methylation. Gene Ontology annotation, cellular component: mitochondrial matrix. The record is from RefSeq and is a predicted model, not a curated record. Gene Ontology annotation, molecular function: rRNA (adenine-N6,N6-)-dimethyltransferase activity. Bases 46 to 783 code for a protein of 245 amino acids.
AGGAGUUCAGAUACGGUCCUAGAAGUAGGACCAGGAACCGGAAACAUGACCGUCAAAUUGCUCGACAUAGCGAAGAAAGUCGUGGCGUGUGAGGUGGACCCACGUAUGGUGGCUGAGUUAACUAAACGUAUCCAAGGAACUCCCCAGUACAGCAAGCUUAGUAUUCGCGUGGGUGAUAUCCUAAAGUCCGAGAUGCCGUACUUCGAUGUAUGCGUGGCUAAUGUGCCGUACCAGAUCUCAUCGCCGUUGGUGUUUAAGUUGCUGCUGCACCGCCCGUUCUUUCGGUGUGCAGUGCUGAUGUUUCAGUUGGAGUUCGCCCAGCGCUUAGUGGCUAAGCCUGGCGAUCCCCUGUACUGCCGAUUAUCAGUUAACACGCAGUUACUAUCCAAGGUCGAGCACGUGAUGAAAGUGGGCAAGAACAACUUCAAGCCACCGCCAAAGGUCGAGUCUGCGGUGGUGCGCAUUGAGCCAUACAACCCGCCACCCCCAAUUAAUUUCCAGGAAUGGGACGGUCUUCUACGUAUCUGCUUUGUCAGGAAAAACAAAACGCUUGGUGCGUCCUUCAGGAGCAAGGCCGUGCUCGAACUACUCAGCAAGAACUACAAGACAUACUGCGCUCUCAAUAACAUGAUGGACGAAUCCGAUGAGGAGUCAAUCAAGGACAAAGUGAUCAAAUUAUUAACUGAUAGUGACUUUGUGGAAAAGCGAUCCAGGACACUCGAUAUAGAUGAUUUCCUGAAACUGCUGAAAUUAUUCAACGAUAACAACAUCCAUUUCAGUUAGUAUGUAACAACGAACUACCUAAAUAUAGAAAUAAAGAACAUUUAUC